This is a messenger RNA of Nicrophorus vespilloides, 311 nucleotides long. RefSeq lists its product as uncharacterized. The record is from RefSeq and is a predicted model, not a curated record. NCBI's taxonomy places the organism in Eukaryota, Metazoa, Arthropoda, Insecta, Coleoptera, Silphidae. The transcript has a single exon. The coding region runs from base 15 to 296 and encodes 93 amino acids. Gene Ontology annotation, biological process: negative regulation of biosynthetic process.
AGGAAGAAAAAAGAAUGGAAAUACCGGCCACCCUAUUGAUGACCAGCGGUACGUACGUGUACGUGGCAGUCAAGGGCUCCGUGCAUUCCUCAACCAGUCAAGCCUACGGAUUGGACAAAGAUGAAGAGACGGCUCUUGCAAAGAAGUACACGAAUCUCUGUGAACCGGUGGUGAACGGUGUUUUGGUGAAGGCGUCGCCAGUCGAGCUGAUCAACGCAUUAGGAGAGUUGGGAUACAAAGUGGUCACUCAAUCCGGCGAAUCAGAGAUCGUCUGGACGAUGCAACGCGAGGUCUAAAAACUGAGCAUCCAG